UUCUGCAUUUCUGAAGGAAAUAGUUGAAGAAAGAAAAUAGUUGUUGCGCCAAGAAAAGCUAUUUUUGUCCAUUGCUUUUGCGUUGUUUAGUUUUCAUAUCCAAAAUAAAACUUUUUGAAAUAAUCCGUAAUGGAGAAUGUUUUUUAAAUUCAAUAAAAAACAUCUAUAAAUCAAACUGUUCCGAAAUUGAGCCUCCAUGGAGGAUAAUUGGGAUUUAUAUAAAAAAACGAACGCGAAUAUCAAUGACGAAGAUGAUUAUUUUUGCAAUUCAAACAAAAAUAACGAAUUGAAAUGGUGGUCAAUACCCGAGCCAAUAUUAUUCCGAAUUUACUGGAUGUUGCCAAUAAACGACUUGUUGAAUGCGGGGUCUACUUGUAAACGUUGGUUCACCUUAUCUAAUGAUGAACUUAUGUGGAAGCAGAAAUUCUUACUCCAUUAUAAAGUGGAUCCUACAAUAAGACUCAAACCAGGAGCUGCAUCGUGGAAAAGUGAAUAUAAGCGUUUAAACUGGAACAUACCUUUUGUCCAAGCGCAGCGCCUCGAAGGUCAUACACAUCAAGUUCUUCAUGUUAGCUUUUCACACAAUGGGGAGAUGUUUGCCACUUGUUCAAAAGAUGGUUAUGUAAUCGUCUGGAAUUCGAGUCAUCCAUGCACAGAGAAGUAUUCGCACAACAUGAAGCAGUUCAGCUGGAAAUAUACUCAGUAUUCCCAAUUUAAUCAAAGUGAUACACUUCUUCUCGUAUCUGGUGUUCAUUUCGGAUCUCCAAUUAGUACAUCUGGGGAGAUCGCAGUCUUCACUGUGGACGGAAAAGAAGGAUCCCGUUUACGUUGUCGUGUAGUAAAUCGCCCAUAUGAUAUAUUUGGUACAUGGUUCAGUGACCAGUACCUAAUAACUGGAGACUUACAUUGGCUGGCACAUUUGUUAAGUUAUUCUGAACUGUGGUUAAAUAAAGCCAAUCAGGAAAUCGACUCGGAGCAUGUACCAAUUAUGAACAAGUUAUACAAGUUUUAUAACAGAAAUGCUAGUUCAGUGCGGGCUUUGAUGGUAGCCAAGUGUCCGUGGUUAGAUGAUUCAAAUGACCCUUUGGCUGAGGAAUUGAAAAUGAGUAGCUCAAAGCAGUCUUUCGAUGAACUUCCUGUUAUAAAUAAAUCCGGACCAACACCAACAGCUUCUGCAGGAAAUCCGCUUUCACAUGCCGCCACAUUACGAAGGUCACAACGUAGUGCUACACCCGACUAUCUACCAGACAUACUUCAACAAAGUUCGUCGUCUUCAACGAGUACUAUUGCUUCAGUAGGAAAUGUAUGUCAAAACGACUCUACCAUUCGUUAUUUAGAUGAAUAUCGUCGUGAAUACCCUACCGAGAAUGAAGAUGGGAAUUCAUCGGAAGAAUCUGAUGAUAGCAUGGAUUGUACCGAUGACUACGAGGAUGAAAUGGAAAGCUCCGUACCCAAGUACUUAAUAUUCUCAACAGGCUCAAAAACCUAUACACCACACCAAAUUGGAAUUAAGCGUAUACGAAAUGUAACAUUUCCAAAAAAACUUGAUCCCGGACUCUCACUAAAAGAAAGAAUUGCUGCAAAAAAGGCGGCCGAAAAAGAGAAUCAAUUACGAGCUGAUCCAGAUUGGUGGAAUUUCGAUUCUGUUGCUCAUUUAUUUGACAAGGUAGACAAAGUAAUAGACUUACAUGGACACAUUAUUGGUAUGGCGUUGAGUCCAGAUCACCGUUAUUUAUAUGUCAAUACCAGACCGUGGCCAAAAAAUUAUGUGAUAACUAAUGCGCUGGAACCACCUCCAAUUGCGCAGGAAAUCGAUAUUCAUGUUAUUGAUUUAAUGACCUUGAAACGCGUGGGUAACAUGUUACGUGCCCAUAAAGCUUAUACUCCAAGCACAGAGUGCUUUUUCAUAUUUCUUGACGUAUGCGAAGACUAUGUCGGAAGUGGCGCGGAAGAUAUGCAUGCAUACCUUUGGGAUCGAUAUUAUGGUAUAUGCCUUUCGAAAUAUAGGCAUGCUGAUGUGGUAAAUAGUGUUGCAUUCAAUUCACGGGACUCGCAGAUGCUCGUAACAACCAGUGAUGACUACACCAUUAAGAUUUGGCGUUCUCGAGCAAAGGCAAAAGAAUUUAACAUCGAAUCAACCAAUAAAAAUGAUGCCUUUGAAUUAAAGAAACGGUUUGUAUAACAGCCACUGGGAAAGUUGUAUCGCUGUGACGUUAUGUUUAGAUAUAUGAAUUCUAAAGGAAUAACAAUUCCUUUAGUACAUGAAAAUGCUUUUGGACAUUUAAGAGAAGAAGUUAAAAUAUAGUGGAACAGAGAUAAGAAAAACAUUUUAAAAAUUUUCACAUAGUAAAAUUUUCGAAGAUAUGUAAAUAUAUUCCUAUUAUAUAAAUAUUUUGAAAUUUGGAACGGAAAUUAUGAACAAACUUGUUGAUAUAUUUGUCGAUUUUAUUUAUCUUAAAAUAUUUGGGUUAAAAAAUAUUGCACAACAUAUGCUAUUGGUUUAUAAAUUAAAGGACUUUACCUAAUAAGUUUGUAAUAGGUUAUGAAAAGAUGUUAAAAUGGUAGUUCAUUGGCUCCAAAUACCAAUAUUACCGAUGUGCAAAUAAACCAAUAAAAGAAUAUCAGA
Messenger RNA from Zeugodacus cucurbitae (melon fly), 2626 nucleotides. It is a transcript of the gene Fbw5, whose product is annotated as F-box/WD repeat-containing protein 5. The transcript is spliced from 7 exons. The record is from RefSeq and is a predicted model, not a curated record. Gene Ontology annotation, molecular function: protein binding. NCBI's taxonomy places the organism in Eukaryota, Metazoa, Arthropoda, Insecta, Diptera, Tephritidae. Gene Ontology annotation, cellular component: Cul4-RING E3 ubiquitin ligase complex; SCF ubiquitin ligase complex. Gene Ontology annotation, biological process: protein ubiquitination. The coding region runs from base 197 to 2182 and encodes 661 amino acids.